CUCUCUCUCUCUCUCUUCCGAAGCUUACGAAGCGCCUCCCAUGGCGCCCAAGCCCAAGCCGACGCAAGCGAAACCCUCGCCUCCUCCCUCCGGCGGCGCCUCCUUCUCCGCCUCCGCCGUACCCCUCGAGGAUCUCUUCUCCGCGCUCCAUCGCCAUGCCCAGAGCUUGGAGUUCGACCAAGCCGCCAAAGUCGCCGACCAAGUGCUGGCGAUUGCUCCGGGAGACGAGGACGCCGUGCGGUGCAAGGUGGUGGCGCUGAUCAAGUCCGACGCGAUCGACAAGGCUCUCGCCGCGAUCGCAGAUGCCGGGCGCCUCCCGAUCGAUCUCAGGUUCUAUAAGGCCUAUUGCUUGUAUAGGCAAAACAAAUUGCAAGAAGCACUGGAUUCUUUAGAUGGCCAAGAAAGGGACUCUGUGGUUCUUCAGUUGGAGUCUCAGAUUCUUUAUCGAUUGGGAAGAAUGGUUGCUUGCACGGAAAGUUAUGAGAAGCUUCAGAGAUUGAAGAUUGAUUCCGUAGAUUUAAAGACGAAUAUCAUUGCUGCAAUGAUUGCUGCUGGAAGGGCUUCUGAAGUCGAAAGAACCAUGGAUGCACUCAAAGUGAAAUCUUCUAGCAGCUUUGAGCUUGCAUACAACACUGCAUGUUCCUUGAUUGAAAAGAAAAAAUAUGCAGAAGCUGAACAACAAUUACUCUCUGCUCGAAGAAUUGGUCAGGAGAUGCUUAUGGAGGAGGAUUACGCUGAUGAAGAGAUAGAAACUGAACUAGCUCCGAUAAAUGUACAGCUAGCUUAUGUUCGACAGUUACUAGGACACACCCAAGAAUCAGUUGAAGCUUAUGUUGGUAUUAUUAAUCGAAACAUAGCAGACGCUUCAUCACUAGCAGUGGCAACUAACAACCUUAUUGCACUAAAGAGUACAAAAGAUGUUUCAGAUAGUCUGCGGAAGCUUGAUCGGCUGAUAGAAAAAUCUGCUGGUUCGAAGCAAUUUCAGCUUGCUCAUGGCCUUGACUUUAAGUUAUCUUUGAGGCAAAAAGAAGCUUUAUAUUCUAAUCGUGUACUUCUGCUUCUUCAGGCAAAUAGGAUUGAUCAGGCUGAGGAGCUGGUCUCAGCACUUCCAGAGAUGUUCCCAGAUAGUGUAGCCCCCGCUCUUCUUCAAGCCGCGGUCUUUGUAAGAGAAAAAAAGAUACCAAAAGCCGAAGAAAUCCUUACCCAGUUUGCGGAAAAACACCCCGAGAAGUCUAAGCCAGCCCUUCUUGCUCUAGCUCAAAUAGCUGCUGCCGCCAACCAUUUUCAAAUUUCUGCAGAUUCGUUGUCCAAGGUACCUGAUAUCCAACACACACCCGCUACCAUUGCUACCCUUGUAACCCUAAAAGAGCGGUCAGGUGACAUUGAUGGCGCCCUGGCCGUGCUUGACUCCGCAAUCCAAUGGUGGAAGAAUGCCAUGGCAGAAGAUAGCAAGCUUGAUCUCAUUAUGCAAGAAACUGCUUCUUUUAAGCUCAACCAUGGGCGUGAACAAGAAGCCGCUCAACUGUAUGAAGAACUUGUGAAAAACCACCAAAGUGUUGAGGCUUUGGUGGGGUUAAUAAGCACUGCAGCUCGAACCAAUAUUGAGAAAGCAGAGCACUACGAGAAGCAGCUACGGCCGUUGGCAGGUCUAAAAGGGAUAAAUGCAGAGAGCCUCGAGAAAACAGGGGGGGCGAAGUACACUGAAGGGGGGGCUGGACCCCAUUUGGCGAAGGCUGAAGUUACGGAGGAAGUGAAGAAGAUGAAGGCGAAGAAGAGGAAGCGGAAGCCAAAGUACCCGAAGGGCUUCGACCCUGCGAACCCAGGCCCGCCGCCGGAUCCCGAGAGGUGGCUACCCAAGAGAGAGAGGUCAAGCUACCGGCCAAAGAGGAAGGAUAAGAGAGCGCAGUUGAGGGGAUCUCAAGGAGCAGUGGCGGGUAAAAAGCAUGACAUAACUGCUGCAGCAAGCAGCGGUAGCUUCUCAGGAGGUGCUUCCGCUUCAAAACCGGCACAAGAUAGUGCCGGUUCUACGAAAGGCGCGUCGCAGAAUGUGGCUAGCUCUGAGCAGCCCAAGGCCUCCAGGAAGUCAAAGAAGAAAUCGCGAUCUUAAGGGUUGCAAUAAACAAGCUGCUUCUCAUAGAUUUCUUUUUUUUAAAAAAAAUUUAUUAAGACAUUUUGUAUUUGUGAGGGCUGAGGAUCAACUCUUUUUUGCUUUUGCAGAGCGGAACCAAGUUAUUUAUAGUCUUUUGAGGCAUAAUAUGGUGUACCAUGCGGUUAGCUUCGUUUUGCAUCUCGAUGUCUGUACAAUUGUUGAUUUGAAGCAUUGGAAAAAGAGGGGGGAUUUUGGAGACAUUUGAGAAAUUUUUGUUAUCAAUUUGCCGCUGAAUUU
Messenger RNA from Ananas comosus (pineapple), 2386 nucleotides. RefSeq names its product signal recognition particle subunit SRP72-like. Gene Ontology annotation, biological process: SRP-dependent cotranslational protein targeting to membrane. Gene Ontology annotation, molecular function: 7S RNA binding; protein binding; ribosome binding. The transcript has 6 exons. The record is from RefSeq and is a predicted model, not a curated record. Lineage: Eukaryota; Viridiplantae; Streptophyta; Magnoliopsida; Poales; Bromeliaceae. The coding region runs from base 41 to 2107 and encodes 688 amino acids. Gene Ontology annotation, cellular component: signal recognition particle, endoplasmic reticulum targeting.